Monoraphidium neglectum is the source of this 591-nucleotide messenger RNA. RefSeq lists its product as hypothetical. The record is from RefSeq and is a predicted model, not a curated record. NCBI's taxonomy places the organism in Eukaryota, Viridiplantae, Chlorophyta, Chlorophyceae, Sphaeropleales, Selenastraceae. The coding region runs from base 1 to 591 and encodes 196 amino acids. The transcript is spliced from 3 exons.
AUGCGCCAGGGGGCCGACACGGAGCCCAAGCUGCAGGAGGCGAUUGACACCUGCCCCGUCAACUGCAUCCACUGGGUCACCGCGCCGCAGCUGUCGCUGCUGGAAGCGGCAAUGGAGAAGAUGGAGCGCAUCGCGGUUUGGGCCCUCAUGGCCGGCAACGGCAGCGGGAAGGACGUCUUCAACGAGGCGUCCAUCGCCUGGGAGAAGCGCCAGGCCGCGGUCAGGGCGCGUCUCCAGGAGGAGGAGACCCGCGCCGGCUGGGCCAAGUUCUCGUGGUCCGCCCAGAGCAUGGGCUUCGCCGGUUUCGGCCGCAACGGCGCCGCCGGCGCCAACUUCUACUCCCAGCCGCGCAGCAACGCCGGCAGCGCGACCAGCAGCACCGACGGGGGCGAGUCGGACGCGGGGGACGGGGCGGACCCGUUCGGCGGCGCUGGCGGCGGCGGGCGCGAGCGGCAGCGGAUCGCGCAGCUGGCGGCGCGCGCGGCGCGCGCGGCGCGGCAGUACCAGCAGUGGCGGGAGGUGUACGACCGGCGCAAGCGCGUGCUGAUCGCCGCGUCGACCUCGGCGGGUGGGGAGUCCGAGGUUGAGUGA